Molossus molossus (Pallas's mastiff bat) is the source of this 2232-nucleotide messenger RNA. It is a transcript of the gene MXRA8, whose product is annotated as matrix remodeling associated 8. Gene Ontology annotation, cellular component: cell surface; membrane. Lineage: Eukaryota; Metazoa; Chordata; Mammalia; Chiroptera; Molossidae. Gene Ontology annotation, biological process: establishment of glial blood-brain barrier; cell adhesion. Bases 23 to 1360 code for a protein of 445 amino acids. The record is from RefSeq and is a predicted model, not a curated record. The transcript is spliced from 10 exons.
GCAGGGCCGGCUGGCGGGCGCCAUGGAGCUGCGGGCCGGAGUCUUGCUCUGGAAACUUCUGCUACUGCAGAGCUCUGCUGUCCUGUCCUCAGGGCCGUCGGGGUCGGGGUCGGCAGGCAGCUCCGUGGUGUCGGAGUCCGCCGUGAGCUGGGCGGCCGGCGCCCAGGCCGUGCUGCGCUGCCAGAGCCCGCGCAUGGUGUGGACCCAGGACCGGCUGCACGACCGCCAGCGCGUGGUCCACUGGGACGUCAGCGGCGGCCCGGCCGGCGGCUCCCCGCGCCGGCUGGUGGACAUGUACUCCGCGGGCGAGCAGCGCGUGUACGAGCCGCGGGACCGCGGCCGCCUGCUGCUGUCGCCCUCCGCCUUCCGCGACGGGAACUUCUCGCUGCUCAUCCGCGCGGUGGAAGAGACGGACGAGGGGCUGUACACCUGCAACCUGCACCACCAUUACUGCCACCUCUAUGAGAACCUGGCCAUCCGCCUCGAGGUCACCGACAACCCCGAGGCCGCCAGCGCCUACUGGGACGGCGAGAAGGAGGUGCUGGUGGCGGAGCGCGGUGCGCCCGCGCUCCUGACGUGUGUGAAUCGCGCGCACGUGUGGACCGACCGGCACCUGGAGGAGGCGCAGCAGGUGGUGCACUGGGACCGGCAGCCGCCCGGGGUCCCACACGACCGCGCCGACCGCCUGAUCGACCUGUACGCGUCGGGCGAGCGCCGCGCCUACGGGCCGCCAGUCCUGCGCGACCGCGUGGCGGUGGAGGCGGACGCCUUUGCGCGCGGCGACUUCUCGCUGCGCAUCGACCCGCUGGAGCCGGCGGACGAGGGCACCUACUCCUGUCACCUGCACCACCACUACUGCGGCCUGCAUGAGCGCCGCGUCUUCCACCUGGAGGUCACCGAGCCCGCCGUCGCUGCAGAGCCGCCCCCGCGGGACUCGCCCGGCAACGACUCCAGCCACAGCAGCGCCCCCGCGCCAGACCCCACGCUGACGCGCGGCCGCAGCGUCAUUAACGUCAUCGUCCCGGAGGGCCGAGCCCACUUCUUCCAGCAGCUGGGCUACGUGCUGGCCACCCUGCUGUUGUUUAUCCUGCUGCUCAUCACGGUCAUCCUGGCCACCCGCCAGCGCCGCCGCGGAGGUUACGAAUACUCCGACAAGAAGUCUUGGAAAUCAAAGGGAAAGGACCUGAACAUGGCAGAAUUUCCUGUGGCCACAGGAGACCAGGCUUUUUACAGGAGUGAGGACAUCCAACUAGAUUACAAAAACAACAUCCUGAAGGAGAGGGCUGAGCUGGCUCACUGCUCUCUGCCCGCAAAGCACAUUGACUUGGACAAAGAGUUCAGGAAGGAAUACUGCAAAUAAGGUGAUGGGGCUCCUGGCUGGCCAGCAGCUCUGCCAACUCCUGUCUGUCGGUCUCGGAGCAUGUCCUCCUGACGGACCCUCAUGCAGUGCACCUGGCUCCCCUUCCAGCGGCUGGUUCCGCUGUCCUGGAACUUGGCCUGGACUGGCGCAGAGCUGGGCUGCUUCUGGAGCCUUCUCCUGGGAGCGGCCCUCAUCCUCACAAGCAACAGUGGGCUCCUUGGGACCCUGUCUGCACUGCGGCUGCACCCACCCCCUCAGCAGCCCUCUGCAGGCCCUGCCCGCUCUGGCACAGCCCUCACUGACAGGCACCAAGCCCUCAGGCCCUCCAGGCCUCUGCCCUCUGGGGGAGCUCGGCCUCUGCAGGGGUAGGACAGCAAGACACCCUUGCAGGGGGCUCAGCCCAGAGUCUUGGAGCUGGGGUCAGCUUUGGGCUGGCACGGCCCCGUCUUCAUGCCCUCCUGGCGGGAGCUGCCUCCUGGCUCCCAGACUGCACUGUGCAUCACCCAGCCAGCUGCCAUCUGCUGCACAUGGGGACCUGAGGGCGACACACCCCUGUGCUAAUGCCCCUCGGUGCUGCCUUUGGCCACCUGGGGCUGCCCUGGGCCCCUUCUCUGCUUUCCACCCUGCUCCAGCCUCCUUUGCAAUAAGCUGCCUUGACAGUCACUGGGCUCCUCCCAGUGACUUUUGGCCCCUCCCUGAGCUGGAGUCUGGGGCUGGGAUGUCGUAUGGCUUCUGUUUUGUCUGAGGACAGAGGAGGGGUGAAGAUGGUUCUGGAAUGGUCUGUGCGGCCACUCCUGACUUCCAAAUUUGCUCCUCCCGGGAAAUUGUCACCAUCAUAAUAAAGACCCUGAUUUAUAGCCUUGGCCCCUGGU